ACGGCCAACUUGUGUGAAUUGCGGUAGUCAAGCGGAUACAGCAUAAUUGUUUGUGAUGAAUGGGGUUUCGGUUCGAAUCCUGGGUCGAAAUUGUGGAAAGGGAGGGUUUUUUUACGAAAAUAAAGCCCGAAUGUUAUGAGCCUAAUUUCACACGUGAGGUUUUUAUGGUUGGUUGAGCCAACCAUAAUGUCAUCGUAAUGUCAUACAUUUUGCAUGGUUGUGAAUCGUGGUUUGGUUUCAUAUGUAUGGUUGCAUAUAUAGCUCCUAAACACAAGUCUACAUUGCUACCCAGUUUCACCACAGUGACAAUGACUGUACAUGUACAUGAACAGUACAUGUAUGCCAUACAUGCACUUAUCUCAUCAACAGUCUGCUAAAUAUGAUCAAAGAGUUCGUUUUCGUAUAGUACUAGGCGGUUACCGAUAAGGCUGCUUCAGGAUUUCCCUAGACUAGAUUGAACUUGAUCGCAAUAACUUUUUCGACAGCCUGCAAGAUAGGCACCAUGCAUCGUGCCCUUGGAUAUUCUGGCACUGGGUGUUAGAACUCUUACUAUUUCAUUGAGGCCUUGUUGCUGUUGUUGAUCAGAUUUCAGAUGGAGGCCAUCAACAGAUGCAAUACCAGUAUCCUCGCCCUCUCAGUCGGACUGCACUUCAUCCAAGGGGGCGAGUCCAGUCAAGCCUCGUGAUAGCUGAUCUCGACAACGUGGACCAUACGGAAGGCAACGUCUGCUUUAAGCCUGUUGACCACCAUUCUAGUGGAAAACCCUGGGACAGGUGCAAGACAGCCUUCGUGGAACCUAACGUCACGCUGGUCUCCCCAUCUAAGGGCAACGUGAAAGUGGGCGACACAAUUCACUAUCGGAUCGACUCCAACCUCGCCCCAAAACAGGACUGCGUGUCAGGCGGUAACUUCUGGUUCGCCGUGCUCCACUCCCCGCGGAACCCUGAGGCCAGCUGCGCCGGCUUCGUGGUCGACCAUUGUAACGGGUCCUAUGAUCUGUUCAUGGUGGCUGCCUGGGCAGGGAACGCCACGCUCAACCUCACCCUGGUCCACACGGGCGAGGCGGUUAAUCACCUGAGGAACGUGGUUUGGCCCGCCAAGGACAGGGUGUCAUUCAUUGGUUAUUACAGACCAGCAGCCAACAAUGCCACGGAGAACUACAAAACCUGGCCACAUGGAGUGUGCAACUUCAGGCGUCCAGGAAACUGGAGCGGUGCCUGCGAGUAUCCCUAUCCUAAGGCGAUGGGUGAAUGGAGGCUGGUGUGCGAUAAUCCUACUGGCGUAUCUUGCGAGACAUUGUCUACCAUGAAGGGGCAUGGUGCCAGAAUAGAAGGCAGCGUGUCGACGCUGACAAAGGAUGUGAAGUAUCUUUUUGCCAGACCAAAUUCCUACACUCGGGUCGAAUCAACCGCUGUCCAUUUAACAGUUGAAGGAACAAGUGAAAUGGUCAGCAAUAAAUUGCCACCGUGUCGUCCGGACCAGCCAAUUCCACAGUUCCAAGGAUACUGGAAAGACGGCGUCUGGCACUCUCUGUUGUGUGAAAUGAAAACAGACUGGCGGGAAAAGAAACGUCUGAGACAGUGCCUGCAGAACAGACAACUGGUGCUCCUUGGUGACUCUACCACCCGGCAGUGGUUCUUAAACUUGCAGGGCAUGAUCGGCAUCCAAGCAGUGAAACCACCCGGCGAUGUGUAUUGCUGCAACAUGGUGCGUGUCUACAAGGAGCUCAAUGCAUCCAUGCGGUUCCAGAUUCACCCUUACGUCCUGGCCAGCUACGCGGUGGACAUCAAGAACACCAUGUUUGAGGUGGAUGUUCUGGACGGGCUGGACGACCCUGCCUGCAAUUACAUCGUCGUCCUCAGUCCCUGGGCCCAUUUUGCGCAGUGGAUCCGGGACAGCUACAUUACAAGGACACUACUGAUCCGGGAGGCUGUCCUCCGUCUCCGGAAACGGUGUCCUGGUGUGCCGAUUGUUGUUAAGGGGCCACACCCGCGCAACCACCGUACCUCCUCCUCCAUCAUUUAUGGCAGCGAUUACAUCAUACGACAGAUUGGCUUGAUUAACCAGGAAACAUUGGGAGGCAUAGGUGUGUGGUUUCUGCCUGUGUGGGACAUUAAUCUGGCAUACCCCCUCAAUAACACUGUUCACAUGCCUGACAAAGUUGUUUAUGAAGAGCUACAAAUGUUCCUCGCCUUUGUAUGCGAGGCGCACUAGUAGUAGUACAGUGAAGUACAAACAAACCUGCCUGCUGCUUUUCAAGUAGGUUAGUUUAUACCAUAUAACCAAAAAGCAGUCGCAAAAUCUUCUCUUGACUUUGGUAACUCCUCGAAGUACAUGUAUUGUUCAAAUUACUCACUGAAAAACAAUAAAGCCAGCAGUUUUGACUGAAUGUAUAAAUUUCCUUUGUAGGAAAGGAAGUUUUACAACUCUAAAUCCUUAUCCCCUCAGCAUUUUCCAAGGAACAUUCUUGAAAUCUCCAGAAGUCACUUUUAAUGGAACCCAAUUUUAUGUUUUCUACCUUUCAAAAUCUUCUAGUCAGCCACCUAGCCCAAGUGGACUCCCUGACCGUACUACGUUACGGAGGGAGUCCAGGGUAUACAGGGUGCAAAAUCGGGCGAAACAUUUUGUUACUAAAAUUUGCAACAUUUCUACCUU
Messenger RNA from Acanthaster planci (crown-of-thorns starfish), 2655 nucleotides. RefSeq names its product NXPE family member 3-like. NCBI's taxonomy places the organism in Eukaryota, Metazoa, Echinodermata, Asteroidea, Valvatida, Acanthasteridae. The record is from RefSeq and is a predicted model, not a curated record.